AAAGAAAGCUGCGCCGGGAGAGUUGAGUUCGGAUGGUGUUUGUUGUAGAGUUUGGAUUUUAGUAGUAGCGCAAUCGUCGCGCGAGUAGUUCAAAUGCGCUCGAUGGAUGCGGGUUUGCGUGAGUAAGCGCGCUUUUCGAAUACGAAUAUAAAUCGAGUUUCGGUGGGGUUUUUCACGGAUAUUUUUUUGUCUAUAGUGACCGGGAUAUCAGUGAGUGCCGAACGGAUUAAUUUCCUUCGUGGAUUUGUCAAAAUGAUGAAACACGUGCAGCUUUCUCCUUACAGGAGCAGAGCUGACACGGUGUCUCUCAGUUCGACAGUAUCCUACGGGAGCCUGAGUCCUGAGCCGUUGGGGAGCAGGUCCUCGAGCUAUUCCUCUUUGAAUGAUUCUGUACAGACUACAAUAAAAGUGUACGCCCGAUGCCUGCGACCUGACAUAGAGUACAAAACGCUCAGUAUUACGUUUCAAACGACCUGCAAGGAAGUUGUGGCCACUCUACUGAGCAAAUACAAAAUGAAGCACCGCGACCCGAAGCUCUUCUACCUAUCCAUGGAGGUCACGGUGCGAAAAGCCGGCGUUAAAACUCACUUGGCCCUCGACGAAGAAGCCAGACCGGCCGUGCUGCAAAGCUGCCAUCCCAAAGGCGAUUCAAAAUUUUCCCUGCAAACGCGCCGCGGCGGUCUGGUGAAAGUGCACGAUUCGGCGUUGAACAGCAACUCCAAGUACAAAUCGCUGCUGAUCAGCGCCCGCACCACCGCCGACGAGGUCAUCUCGCUGUUGCUCACCUGCAGCAACAGCAAGGACCGCGUCGAACAGUUCUCCAUCUACGAGGUGAACAACGACAGGGAGCAGCAGCGCAAGCUCCACCCCGACGACAGGCCGCUGCAGGUCCAGCAGACCUGGCUGCCCAGCCACCAGUGCCACUUCCUGCUGAGGAGGAAUCCCGACUAUCUACCUCUAUCCAGACGAAAGGUGUUUUGGUUGUCCGAUUUGCCUCCUCUGCCGGUGUCGACGACGUUCCGGCGUUCGCAGCCGCUGCAGGUGCCCCAUCGGGCGGGGAACGCGGCCUGCAAGAGCGCCAGCGCGGCGGCGGCGCUGGGGAAGCCGGCGCAGCAGGCGCCGGCGAAGCAGGAGGCGCUGGACGAGCUGGGGCAGCGCGAGAAGGCGCUGCAGAAGGACCUGACGGCGGUGAUGAACCGGUUUUCGAACCUGAAGAUUUGGAACAGCAGCUCGCAGCUGUCGAAGGCGGACGACGGGCAGUCGUACGCCGAUUACGAGAAUUAUUUUUAUAUUUAGUUCGUAAGGCGUUAGGUUGUAAUGGUGUAGUUGAGGAGUUUUUUUUUGUAUAUAUUGACGUGUGUUAUCUAGUUUUUCUUGUUGUUUUUUUUUAAUGUGAUAUGUCACUUUAGCGCAUGUUUUAUUUCAAGCCAAAGAGUGUUUAGCAGCGUUUUAUUAUUUUAAGAAAAGUCUUGUUUUUUUUUUGAGAUUAGGUGUUGUAUAUAUUUCUUUUUUGUUAUGAAAUUUUAGUUCUACUACGGGUGUCUUAAUAGCCCUCAUUAAUUGUUUACUACUUGUAACGGGUCAUCAUUUAUACAGUGUGGAUCUUUAUAGUAUAGGCAGCUGUAAAAUACGAAAUUAAUUCUUGACAUAUUUACAAGUAGUAUACAGGAUGACUACGAAAAAUACAGGGUGAGGCAUAAUAGAGAGGUGGAUUAAAAAAAUCUAUUAUGCCUCACUUAAUCAUCCAUAUUCGAACGUUACCAUAAUAGAAUUGCUUAUUAUUUAUCUAUACAAAUGUAAAUUAUUUUUCCUAUUAUUUUACUAAUUUACUCAAUUAUCCUGUAAUUGCUCUCUUCUUUAUAUUUUUAUGUCUCAAGGUUUUUGUCCUCAAAUCAAGUAUUUGCUAGUAAACUGCUGCUAGAAUUAUAUAUUAUAUAAGAUAUAAGAUAAUUC
Phyllotreta striolata is the source of this 1953-nucleotide messenger RNA. The record is from the annotation of a GenBank genome assembly. Lineage: Eukaryota; Metazoa; Arthropoda; Insecta; Coleoptera; Chrysomelidae.